AUUGAAAUCAUAAAACUAGCCGAAAAGGCACGCUCUUGCUUGAGUUGAAAAAUACAUUUAAAAAGUCUAUUAAAUAGUUUUGGUUUCUUCUUCAUCAUAAUUGUUUCUUUCAGGCCAUACAAAAAGGGUUUUCCAGUCGGCAAAACUUGCUAGUGGAAUACGUCAAGUUUUAUUUUUAUUCUGCCGUGCACAGCUGCUGAAUAGCUAGCUAGCAGUAAAAGAGAGAAAAGAAACUAGUUCACCGGGUCAACGACGAGGAAUCGACUAGCCGGCACGGAAUCAUGACGAACCAGUUCGUUAGCCCACUUUCGAUAGCGGUCAUUUGCUCCUCCAAUAUGAAUCGCUCGAUGGAAGCGCACGGAUUUCUGGCAAAGAAGCGCUUUAAGGUACGCUCCUUCGGAACCGGUGACAAGGUAAAACUGCCCGGCACGGCUGCCGAUAAACCAAACAUCUACGAGUUCGGUACAAGCUACGAUGAAAUCUACACCGAUCUGGCCAGCAAGGACAAGCAAUAUUACACCCAAAAUGGCCUGUUGCACAUGCUGGAUCGUAAUAGGCGUAUUAAAGCACACCCUGAAAAGUUUCAAACAUGCACGGAACGGUUUGACGUCCUAGUCACGUGUGAGGAGCGAGUUUACGAUCAGGUAAUCGAGUUUAUGGAAUCGAGAAGUCCCUCUUGCAAUCUGCCAGUUCAUGUGAUCAAUAUCGAUAUUCAGGACAAUCACGAGGAAGCGACGCUUGGUGCGUUCAUUAUCUGUGAUCUGAUAACGAUGAUGGCUCAAACGGACGACCUGGACAACGACAUAGAUGAGCUGCUGCAUGAUUUCGAAAGCAAAUGCCAACGGAGCGUACUGCAUUGUGUACUGUUUUACUAGCUUACAACGCAAACAGUGUGAUACAAACACAAAGUGUAAAACAGAAAUCGUGUGUCCCCCUUGGUUUAGUUUUUAAUUGUUAGUUAGGUAACUGAAAGAAAGGAAACCUCAAAGCGACGGGUGUUAUGUAUGCUAUUCUCUCAGUUUAAUGACGGUCAUAUGCAAAAACAAGAAGGUCCUGCGCAAACUGAUAUAAUAUUCAUACCAAAUCUAGCCACAGAAAAUAGGAACAACAAAAAUACUAACAGAUCGUGACUAAUUUAUAAUAGGAAUAUAACAAAUUGAGCUGCAAACGAUAGGAAAACACCCAAGACCGAUCAAGAAUGGAAACUUUUUCAUGCAAGCAUGUGAGCGGUUUCAAACAUAGGAUGAAGCACAUAUAUUUAAAAUAAAGAUGUGUAAUUCUUUUGUACAUUGAAUAAAGU
Sabethes cyaneus is the source of this 1300-nucleotide messenger RNA. RefSeq names its product RNA polymerase II subunit A C-terminal domain phosphatase SSU72 (gene Ssu72). The transcript is spliced from 5 exons. Lineage: Eukaryota; Metazoa; Arthropoda; Insecta; Diptera; Culicidae. Gene Ontology annotation, molecular function: RNA polymerase II CTD heptapeptide repeat phosphatase activity. Gene Ontology annotation, biological process: termination of RNA polymerase II transcription. The record is from RefSeq and is a predicted model, not a curated record. Gene Ontology annotation, cellular component: mRNA cleavage and polyadenylation specificity factor complex; nucleus. The coding region runs from base 282 to 875 and encodes 197 amino acids.